AUGAAAUUAUUUCGCACAGGCUCUUUUCAGAUGAAGACCACCAUUAAUGAUGCGGCAACUUUGACAGAGAACACCCACGGAGCUCCCACUGCAACUUUUGAAAUAUUCACCGGAAACGACCUCCCAAGCCCCAAUAACAGAUUCCUCAUCGGUAUGGCAAAGAUGGAUGGACACGGCCGAUUAAUCCCUGUUGCAACGCUAAGACCAUGCGCUUUCAAGAUGCUUGCUUCCAAUCAAACGACAACACAGAUAAAGCCCAAAAUGAAGUUUUACAUUAGUCGGACCGAAUACCCAGCUAGUUUUAUAGUUGAUUUCACAUCUAUCUCUAGAAAUGCUGGUGUGGUCGACUUCGAAUCUGGUGAAGGUCGAAACAAACAUUUUGCGAUUGUCAGGUACACCAAGAAUGGGGACUUCCAAGUUGACUACCAUAAACAUUCGCUCGAGGCACAGGGAAAAGGGCUCGUGGAACGGGGCCUCAAAAAGCUCCAUCACUUGGUAGGCUUGGAUGACUAG
Messenger RNA from Penicillium waksmanii, 513 nucleotides. RefSeq lists its product as uncharacterized. Bases 1 to 513 code for a protein of 170 amino acids. Lineage: Eukaryota; Fungi; Ascomycota; Eurotiomycetes; Eurotiales; Aspergillaceae. The record is from RefSeq and is a predicted model, not a curated record. The transcript is spliced from 2 exons.